This is a messenger RNA of Geodia barretti, 331 nucleotides long. NCBI's taxonomy places the organism in Eukaryota, Metazoa, Porifera, Demospongiae, Tetractinellida, Geodiidae. The record is from the annotation of a GenBank genome assembly.
AACAAGUGGAGGAUGUUAAGACCUUCUGGAGAAUUGUAACUGUCAUUGGGAUAAUUUUUUAUUUUUAUGAUUGAAGACGCCUCAACUAUCUGCCCAUAAUGAACCACCUGAAACCAACUGUCAAAUUUGUUUUUUUUUACGCUUUAUCUCCACACCUUCUUCAAUUAUUAUGUUUUCCAUUCCACUGUAUGAGCUACUCAUCUACCCAUGUUUGAGAAACCGAGGUCCCAGCAUCCUCCAGUCUGCUGGAAUUGGAAGGUGGUACAAGGGAAGAGAAAGAGACGAGAUUGCAGACUCACAGCUGAUGCUAGUGGAGAAUGUGUACUACAAG